Nestor notabilis (Kea) is the source of this 394-nucleotide messenger RNA. It is a transcript of the gene MRPS11, whose product is annotated as mitochondrial ribosomal protein S11. NCBI's taxonomy places the organism in Eukaryota, Metazoa, Chordata, Aves, Psittaciformes, Psittacidae. Gene Ontology annotation, molecular function: small ribosomal subunit rRNA binding; structural constituent of ribosome; mRNA 5'-UTR binding. The transcript has 4 exons. The record is from RefSeq and is a predicted model, not a curated record. Gene Ontology annotation, cellular component: mitochondrial small ribosomal subunit; ribosome. Gene Ontology annotation, biological process: ribosomal small subunit assembly; maturation of SSU-rRNA from tricistronic rRNA transcript (SSU-rRNA, 5.8S rRNA, LSU-rRNA); translation. The annotation marks the transcript as partial.
CCCUUUAAUCCUGCAGAGGAGCUCCAUGAGAUGGAAUGGAAAGGUCUAUGAAGAGAUCCCGAUAGCUCACAUCAAAGCUACCUACAACAACACCCAUGUCCAAGUGGUCACCUUUGACAACAUGUCGCUGGCCCACACGUCCUGUGGCACAGAAGGCUUCCAGAAUGCCAAGAAGGCAACUGCCAUCGCGGCACAGACCGCAGCCAUGGCAGCAGCAGUGAAAGCCCACGGGAAAGGUGUUGUGCAUGUACGAGUCAUGGUGAAAGGACUGGGACCGGGACGCAAAGCCGCCAUCAAGGGUUUGACAAUGGGUGGUUUGGAGGUCAUCUCCAUCACUGACAACACCCCAGUGCCACACAACGGCUGCCGCCCUCGGAAGGCCAGGAGAAUGUGA